CAGCAGCCAGCCAGUCGCCUCCAGGCUGGGCACUGGGCAGCAGCAGCAGCAGCAGCCGCCUCCUCUUCUCCUUCUCCUGCUCUCGGCUGAGUCUGUUGCGACGAGGAGCCUGAGCUGAGUGGCUGCAGCAGCAGGGCUGCCUCUUGCUCAGGGAGGCUCCAGAAGGGCUGGCUACCUGAGCUCCCUUGUUCCUUCCCCUUCUGGGUCUCCUGGCCUCAGGAAGGUAGCAGGAGUGUUUUGCUGUUUGACAGUUAACGUCAGUGUUCUCAGUAGACAUGGAAGAAUUGCAAGAUGUCCAGCUGACAGAGAUCAAGCCUCUUCUGAAUGAUAAGAAUUCAGCUCGGAAUUUUCAGGACUUUGACUGUCAGGAACAUGAUAUUGAGACAUCAUAUGGAGUUGUUCACGUCACUAUGCGAGGCACAUCAAAGGGAAAUAGGCCUGUCAUCCUCACAUACCAUGAUAUUGGCCUCAACCAUAAAUCCUGUUUCAAUGCUUUCUUUAACUUCGAAGACAUGCAGGAGAUCACCCAACAUUUUGCUGUGUGCCAUGUUGAUGCACCGGGACAACAAGAGGGAGCACCUCCUUUUCCUUCUGGGUACCAGUACCCCACCAUUGAUGAACUUGCUGAAAUGCUCCCUGCUGUUCUUACACACCUAAGCUUGAAAAGUGUAAUUGGUAUUGGAGUUGGAGCUGGUGCUUAUAUCCUUAGCAGGUUUGCUUUGAACCAUUCUGACUUGGUUGAAGGCUUGGUGCUUAUUAAUGUUGACCCUUGUGCAAAAGGCUGGAUUGACUGGGCAGCUUCUAAGUUUUCAGGAUGGACAACCAACAUUGUGGAACUUGUUCUGGCUCACCAUUUUGGUCAUGAAGAACUGCAAGCUAAUCUGGAGCUGAUUCAGACUUACAGACUUCAUAUUGCACAAGACAUCAAUCAGGAAAACCUUCAACUCUUUGUCACUGCCUAUAACAGCCGCAGAGAUCUGGACAUUGAGAGGCCAGUCCUGGGUGCAAAUGGAGAGGCAGGAAAAACACUCAAGUGCCCUGUCUUAUUAGUGGUUGGGGACAGCUCACCUGCUGUUGAAGCUGUGGUUGAAUGUAAUUCACGUCUGGAUCCAAUGAAUACAACACUGUUGAAGAUGGCAGAUUGUGGAGGACUUCCACAGGUUGUGCAGCCUGGGAAACUGACUGAAGCCUUCAAGUACUUUGUGCAAGGAAUGGGCUACAUCCCUUAUGUGCAGCUCAGUCAUCUGAGCACUGAGUCAGUGCCAUCUGCUAGUAUGACCAGGCUGAUCCGUUCCCGGACCCAAUCAUCUUCAAGUGUAGGUUCUGGAGAAAGCACCCAGACACGGUCUCAGAGCAGCAACCAUGGGGAGGCAAAACAUGGAAUGCCUGAAACAGCUGAAGCUCAUGGCACCCCUCAGACUAUGGAAGUUUCCUGCUAAGCAGCCUUGUGUAUCCAGACAAUCCCUUUCUUCCCUUCUGAACCCACCUAGAAUCCAGUCUUCACCCAAACAAGUGGCUUAGCAGGUCUUUUUCUUCCUAAAUUGUGCCUGUCCUUCCUACCUGCUACCUUUUCACCCUCUGUCUUUUUGGCAUUACCUUUGGUUCUCUAUAUAGGCUGCAUAAACACAAGAUGCAUAGAGACAUUCUUGAAAAGAGGCAUGGGAGGUUGUUUUGCUACAGGCUGAGCUCUGAAUCCCUUACACAACGACCUUUGCUCUUGUACUGAUAGAGGUACAUGCACUGGAACAAAAGUUGCCUCUCUGCUCUCCCCUGCCCCCUGCUCCACUGGCUUCAGGCAGGCUAUCCAGUUUGCUUUUAUUCCUCCCCUUAUUGCUUUCUUUCACCUUCAUGUUUAUCUGCUUGGAACACUUGGCAUUUCUGAAAGGUUUUUUUUUCCUUUGUAUUACUCUUCAUAACAAACAAACAAAAAUGUUCUCAGAAAGUGGCAAGGAUUUCUGACUUGACCCUAAGGCAGAAGGACAUACCUUCAUGAAUGAUACAACACCUGGCUGAUUAGCAUUGUGGAAAUCCAGCUUUGCUUCAGAUUAGAAAAGCAGCCCCUAAGUCAGGGGUAGGCAACCUGCGGCCCACAGGCCGGAUGCGGCCCAGCAAGGCCUUGGGACCAACCCCAGGCUGGUCCUGCCAUCGAUUACCGCCGGAGCCUUUGGCCCUCGCUUGAGGGCGUGGGGCCUUUGGCCUAUCAGGAGGAGGCGGGCAAGGGGGGGCAAGCGGCGGGCAAGAGGGACAAUUGUCUAUAGAAGCCUCAGAA
Sceloporus undulatus (fence lizard) is the source of this 2269-nucleotide messenger RNA. It is a transcript of the gene NDRG3, whose product is annotated as NDRG family member 3. Gene Ontology annotation, cellular component: cytoplasm. The record is from RefSeq and is a predicted model, not a curated record. The transcript is spliced from 17 exons. NCBI's taxonomy places the organism in Eukaryota, Metazoa, Chordata, Lepidosauria, Squamata, Phrynosomatidae. The coding region runs from base 276 to 1439 and encodes 387 amino acids. Gene Ontology annotation, biological process: signal transduction.